Messenger RNA from Myxozyma melibiosi, 1864 nucleotides. RefSeq names its product Rhodanese-like domain-containing protein. NCBI's taxonomy places the organism in Eukaryota, Fungi, Ascomycota, Lipomycetes, Lipomycetales, Lipomycetaceae. The record is from RefSeq and is a predicted model, not a curated record. The transcript has 3 exons. Gene Ontology annotation, biological process: positive regulation of G2/M transition of mitotic cell cycle; positive regulation of G2/MI transition of meiotic cell cycle; protein dephosphorylation. Gene Ontology annotation, molecular function: protein tyrosine phosphatase activity. The coding region runs from base 131 to 1672 and encodes 513 amino acids. Gene Ontology annotation, cellular component: nucleus; cytoplasm.
AGAGGCGCCUAACCCACGUGUCGAGAUCUAAAUAGAUAAAUAGUGCUGCAAAGAGAAUCCUUAGGCAUGCCGCCGCACACGGCACGCGGUUGUCAGGACAGCCGCAUAACCGCACAGCGCAACACAACUUAUGCCAGUUCCGUCCGAACGCGCAUCUCAAGUAGUCACUGGUCUAAGCCCAAUUUGGCGUGUUCAAUACAUUUCCGCAGAGAUCUCUCCCAUCGAGGUCGUCCCUUCAAGACCUACCACUUCGCGCAAUCUUCAACUCCGGCUCACGAACUCGACCAUGGACCGCUCCUCGCCGCUGGCUGCGAUGCCUCCGCCGUCUGCCUUUGGCGCGCUAUUCCGUGCACGCACUCACACUCACCAGGUUUCUUUGCCCUCGGUGCGCGACUUCGACUCUCCAACGUCCACUCUUGCGGCAGAUCUUUCUCAAAAUUUCCACAUCAACCGCUCCUCCCCGGUGACCGCCACUCCCCGCCGCUCUCUGAUGCAGUCCUUUUCUUUCGGAAAGGCUGCUUGCGACAAAACACCGCCUGUGAAUCUGCAUUCGUCGCCGUCUGCUGAUGGUAGCGAUCUUUCGCCGCUGCCUCAUAAACCUCUCACCAGACCUCCCAUCCAAAGGCAAGCCUCCCGCGGGCAUAAUGGCUCCGGAGCAUUCACCAAUCCUCUUGCAGACGAUCUUGAUCGAGCCUUUGACGAUAGCCCCUACGCUUCUCGUACGGUUGCGCUGGGGCUUGAUGCGCCUAGGGCCCCUGCAGUCUCUUCACUUAAUGGGGGAUUUCGGCCAGCAUUCCGGCAGUCUGCUUCUGCAGACUCGGAUUCACCACUCUCUGGUCUUGCGACGCGUCCUGCUCAUCGUCCUAAUCGGAAAAUGCGUCGCACUCAGAGCAUGUUUCAGAAACCGGAGGAGUUCGUGGCUGCGGUGUCGCCUCACUACGAGCCCGACUACGGAAAUGUCAAUCUUCCCUCACUUCCCGCUAAAGAUGCCGCUCCCUUUCGUUAUAUUACUCCAAACACCAUGAUUGAUGUCUUAGAAGGAAAGUACGCAAACAGUUACGAUCGUCUUGUUGUGAUCGACUGUCGCUUUGAGUACGAGUAUCAAGGGGGCCACAUCGAUGGUGCAAUCAACCUCAACGGUGCUCAAGAACUUGAAGAGCACUUUCUGAGCAAAAGGCAUGAGGGACGCUAUCUACUUAUCUUUCACUGUGAAUACUCUCAUGAGCGCGCUCCCCGAAUGGCUUGUCAUCUACGCGCGUGUGAUCGCCAAAAGAAUCUGAAUGCUUAUCCCAAGCUUGACUUCCCUGACGUCUAUAUCCUCGAGGGAGGAUAUCAAAAUUUCUUUGCAACUUAUCGCAGUCGAUGCAAACCGCAGCAAUACGUGAAGAUGAGCAAUGAGCGUUUCUCGCAUGAAUGUGAGCGCGAGAUGAAUCGCUUCCGCAAAAGUAUGAAGCGAACGGCGACGUUCGCUGGUUCAACCGCUGGCACUUCUCUUUUCUCCGGGGCAUCUCAGUCUUCAUCAUUCAGUUUUCCUCUUCCUAGAGCAUCGAGCUAUUCUUUCCAGGCCCCUACAACAAACUAUUUCAGUCCUUCGAAUGCCUUCACACCCGCGCGUGACAUCGAGAUGAACGACAAUGAUGAUGUCAACGCAUAUGCCAAGUCGCCUCUAUAACUUAUCUGAUAUGUCUUCUCCAGGAAGGUUGUUUUGGAGCAAUCGGGUUUUGGCGUUCAGCGUGUUUCAUGUGAAGGAUUUUAUCAAAAUUUACAGUUGGGUUCCCACAAGGCGAAAGCAAUACCCAUAGUGCUGGUAUCCCCAGCAUGAGGAUCUAUCUACUCCUAUCCAUAUUUCCACUGCAUUUAUCAG